AGCUCACGUCAUCGUCAUUCCGGAGCCGGAAUAUACAGUGGAACCCCCCUACCCCCCAAACGCUUGUACUUCCUGAGAUUUAAAUGUAAACAGGAAGUCUGGGACGCUUAGAAGUCAGGAUGUCGACCCACAUGUCGGAAACGCGACUUUGGCGUCGUCCUCUCACGCGCUGAUGUCGGCAUCGUUUUCGACAGCUUGCGUGUGUGCCAUGUGCCUCCAUAAUCUGUAACGAAUGGGGGUGGGAGGGGGGUGUCGGCAUUUCAGCAGGAAGCGCACAGGGGCCGGUGUCAUGCGGAGAAACAUCUGGUUUUAGGCCUCAAAGUGUGUGUGUGUGUGUGUGUGCAUGUGGUUCUUGAGGCCUGACGCUAAAAUGCUAACGCUGCCCGUGUAGUCAGCACUUUUCAACGGAACACGCCCUGACCGCUUUCAUUCAAGUCAAAGGUCACCCAUUUUCGACGGAAAUAAAAAAAAAAAAAAUGCCCGAAAUGUCGCCCUGUCGCCCUGAAAUUUGAGUGACGUCUGUGCACAAAAAUUGAAGAGAUUUAAAAUGAUGACAGGCUGAAACAAUCGUUUACAGUGCGGCUGUUGGGGGUAAUUUUAGAUCCGGUUGUUGAGUCAAGGAAAACGGAUAUACUGUACGUAGAGUUGGUCAAAAAAGUAGUCAUUCUUUGCGGAGGAUAAGCGAUAUAUAAUCUGAGAGUCUUGUUCUAUUGUCUGCCUGACAUGUGUGGCUCCCCAACAUACUAUUUGUGUCCAAAAAAAUCAACAGUACAGCAAAGUUAGCGGUCUCGAAUCUUUGUUCUCCUCCAGUCCUUGCGAUCAACCUUGACUAACGUUGCUCGAUAUUUUUCAUGUCGUUCACGCCAGCGGGUGUCCGCCUUGACGUCUUAAAACACGACUCCAAAGAAUGUGCUCGCGCGCCGGCAUCACAUGGUCCCCCUCCGCGCUAAAUCGCAUCCUGCCCCCUCCCACCCCCGCUCCCGCCGGGCAUUCCGCGGCGGAAUGCUUGCCGAGGAGACGCUUUUAUUCCUCCACGUGCGUUGUUGACGAUCACGGAUAAUGUGGGAAUGCUGAAAAACUCUUGAUACUGUGAAAUGAUCUUUCCCAUUUUCCCCCUCGCUCUAAUUCAUUUUUUUUGCAACCCGGUUUGCUUUUUUUUUGGUCUGUUAAUUCUGUCUUGGGAUGUUUAUAUGCCAAUCAUUACACAUUGUAAAUAAAGUGUUCCCGCAUAUUCCUAAAUCGCUGAGGAAAUCUUCUUAUCUUCUAAUCUUCCUAUUCAAACCACCCCUGUGAUGUGCUGAAAAACUCAUCAAUUCGCUAUGUAUGCUAUGAGGCCAUAGCCGUGUCUAAUAAAGUAUUGCUUUGUUGUCAUCUGACAUCUAUAGAGCUUGUGCACCUACGUCAUAAAAUCAUGUGACUUUUGUUUACGUCGCCAUAGUCUGGUCUAACGUCGGUUCCAGACGACACGGAAAUAUGUCUUGGAGCACGACGCCCAGAGUCUUGUCCGAUACCGUCAGACAUUUAGAAGGUGAACAUAAACAACGCUACGUGGGAAAAUGAGAUAAAGCCGUAUUUAAUGCCAAAGUCGAUGUUUUCGCCGAUAAGAAAUUGGACUGGUCUUGGACAACUGGAUGUACACAUGGAUCUGCUCACGGCCAUAUUUGCUUUCGGAAGCUGUGGCGGUUUCGUGGCCAAGAACAUCGUUUCCAUCUUCUGCGGCGAUGGCAGGAACGAGACGCUCACCGCCAGCUUCCACUACCCAUUUAGGUUAAGCGAAGUGCCGCUCAUCGACGGAAACGCCACGAUAUGCAACCGUUCCGUGGGCCCAACGCACCUGAUGGGAGACUCGUCCUCCGCCGCUGAGUUCUUCGUGGGCGUCGCCAUCGUCUGCUUCCUGUACAGCAUGGCCGCCCUUUUGGUUUACCUGGGCUACAUGCACGUUUACAAGAACUCGGACUUUGGACCCAUUUUGGACUUUGUGAUCACGGCGGUCAUCGUGUUCCUGUGGCUGGUGUGUUCGUCGGCCUGGGCCAAAGGUCUGCAGAACGUGAAGGACGCCACGGACACCGAGGGCAUCGGCGCCACCGUCGCCCUCUGCAAGGGCGGCAACAUCACCUGCGAGGUCACAGAGUACGCCAACCUGCGCACGCUCAACAUCUCCGUGGUGUUUGGCUACCUCAACAUGUUCGUAUGGGCCGGCAACGCCUGGUUCGUGUACAAGGAGACCCGCUGGCACUCGCAGAAAAUCUCGACCCAACCGGGACCGGGGAGGCAGCAGGUUCCGGCGGCCAUCUAACACGCAAGAACAAACACCGUUUAAAAAAAAAAAAAAACAAAAAAAAAACACCUCGUUGUAUUGGAAAAUGUAUGUUUUGUACCCCCCAAAAAUCCCCCUUUUGCUGAUGUACUGAUACAUUUAGAAUAUCAAAUUUCUACUUUGUUUCAACAAAAAUGAGUUUUUUGUGUAGUUUGACCCAAAAAAAAAUAAUAAUUCAGGGUACUGGUAUUAUCCCUUGGCUUGUUCUCACAGAGGGAAAUUCAUAUUAUGCCACUUAUGUCCUCAUCAUUUAAUUACAUGCUGAAUAUUACUGGCGGCACUGUGCAUCAGCUGGUAAAGCGGUGGCCUCACAGUACAGAGGGCCCGGGUUCAAUCCCGGACCCGCCUGUGUGGAGUUUGCAUGUUCUCCUCCCGCAUCCCAAAAACAUGCAACAUUUAUUGGACACUCUAAAUUGCCCGUAGGUGUGAUUGUGAGUGCGGCUGUUUGUCUCUAUGUGCCCUGCGAUUGGCCAGCGACCAGUUCAGGGGGUACCCCGCCUCCUGCCCGUUGACUGUCGGGAUAGGCUCCAGCACUCCCCGUGACCCUCGUGAGGAUAAGCGGCAAAGAAAAUACAUGAAUGGAUGAAUAUUAUUGUGUAUUUUUUUUUCAGAAAAAAAAAAGACUCAAUGUGAGCUCAGGUUGCUUUUUUCUGUCUUUGUUCACGAAGAACAUUAAUGAGGUUCUCCUGGCUUUUGGAAUAAAUUGAUUCGAUUAUUAA
Molecule: messenger RNA, 3036 nt
Organism: Syngnathoides biaculeatus (alligator pipefish)
Lineage: Eukaryota; Metazoa; Chordata; Actinopteri; Syngnathiformes; Syngnathidae
Gene: sypl1
Product: synaptophysin-like 1
Exons: 5
Coding region: 1577-2296 (239 amino acids)
Cellular component (GO): synaptic vesicle; synaptic vesicle membrane
Source: RefSeq, a predicted model, not a curated record